Trichomonas vaginalis G3 is the source of this 267-nucleotide messenger RNA. RefSeq lists its product as uncharacterized. Bases 1 to 267 code for a protein of 88 amino acids. The transcript has a single exon. The record is from RefSeq and is a predicted model, not a curated record. Lineage: Eukaryota; Parabasalia; Trichomonadida; Trichomonadidae.
AUGUACGCCGCUCAGAAUAUUACGCCAACAGUUUUGGAUGCCAUGAACGGAAAUGUCUCCGAAUGGUAUAACGAAUGCGACAAUGCCAUAAGAAGGUCAGAAAUUGUUCCUGGUACUUAUGAAUAUACAACAGCAGUUUCAUACGGAAAUGUAGGAGAGUUUGCUGAAGGUUCUUCUACAACCGUUGACAUUGCAUGUGACAGAUUUCAUAUUAUAUCUUUAGAUAACUCAUUCUUGUAUGUCGAACAAGGGGAUUGUGCCAUGUGA